Orbicella faveolata is the source of this 5779-nucleotide messenger RNA. RefSeq names its product NFX1-type zinc finger-containing protein 1-like. Gene Ontology annotation, molecular function: helicase activity; zinc ion binding. Gene Ontology annotation, biological process: regulatory ncRNA-mediated heterochromatin formation. The record is from RefSeq and is a predicted model, not a curated record. NCBI's taxonomy places the organism in Eukaryota, Metazoa, Cnidaria, Anthozoa, Scleractinia, Merulinidae. Gene Ontology annotation, cellular component: nucleus; nuclear RNA-directed RNA polymerase complex.
GAAAGCGUUGCCAACAUGGCUGACAUAUUCCUUUACAAAAUUAUUUCUCUUUCAAAAUGGUAGGAUAAACCAGAUGUUUUUGUGAAUAUUGAGUCCAAAACGGCGAUGUAAUUUCUAGUACAGGAGGGAGUCAACUGGAAGCAACUUCAUAGAAACUCAUGGAAACGAAAAAUUUCGGUAGAGGAAGGGGCCGUGGAAGAGGUGGAAGAGGAAGGAGUAGACCUCCAUACAUAAACUCAGGAACAGGUGACCAUGGAAGAGCACUUCACGAACCACAACAAGUGGGCAGACAAAAAGGCCCUCGUCUUGGCUAUCGAAAAUUGCGGGAGUUACGAUCUACAGAGCCUUCAGAAAUGGCUGCGAGUCUUCUUCAGUACCGCGAAAGUUUCGAAAUGUUAGUAAAAGCUGAGGAUAUCAAGGAAGAUUGGAUGACACUACUUGUGGAGAUCUUGGGCAAGAUGUGCCACACCCAUAUGACGCACAAUCUGAUUGAGGUGCUGUCGAUUUGUAAGGGAUCCGCCUUUAUGUGUACCCACUUGCCAAAGUACAUCUUAAAUCUCCCAAUGAUACAGGAGGAAAUGGAGACUGAAUCCGAAUUCGGUGUACUUGUGGAAUGCUUGGUGACUUUCUUCAAAGAAUGGCUUGUUAGAUUCCCUCGCUCAUUCUCGUCAGAUGUUCCCAUCGACCACUUUGGUGGAAUCCUAAAGGAAAUUGAUGUGAAAAGAAUCGAGGAGUUUAGGAAAGAGGUAGAAACCCUUUUGGUAAAAAGACGCGAACUCGUUAAGGAAGAAAGGAAAAUGGCACAGGCCCCGAAAAAAGCAAAAAGACAAGAAGUUGAGCCACCCCCUCCAGAUGACUUCAAAGGAAUCUCCAUUUAUCCUAACGAGAAAGAGAUUCGCUCGGAGGAGAAACCAUUUUUACGCCGAAACAAGACUGAGAAAACGGAGAAAUACAAAGAUCUAAAUGAUUACCUGGAUGUCCAGUUUCGUCUCCUUCGCGAAGAUUUUGUUGCCCCGCUACGCGAGGGAAUCAGAGAAAUCACCAAGAAAAUCCCCAAAGAAGAUCGAUCUCAAAAUUUGUACAUCUAUGAAAAUGUGGAGAUUAUGAACACUGUUUGCACGAGAGCCGGCAUCGUUCACUGCAUUCAUUUAGACAUGAGAAGCCUCCGGAAGAUCCCAUGGGAGCAUUCCAAGCGCUUGCUGUUUGGAUCAUUUCUUUGCCUGUCAAAGGAUAACUUUAAAACAAUGCUCUUUGCCACGGUAGCAAAUCGCAAACCCGAAGACCUCAGGUCCGGAAGGCUGGACAUUCGUUUCGUUGACAGUUUUGAAGCCACCCAAAGGACGCGGGAUAACUACGUGAUGGUGGAAUCUCCAGCUUAUUUUGAGGCCUACCGACCCAUUCUGCAGCAACUGAAGCAGAUUGCUCCUGAUUCAUUCCCCUUCCAAGAGUACCUUGUCCACUGUAACGCUGAUGUGAAGCCCCCGCAGUACCUUAGAAGCAGGAAAUCGAGAAGACAAGUACAGUACGACCUGGGAGAGACCCUUGGUGUGCCUGAUAUAGACGGUGCCAACAAAGUGUCCAUUUGCGAUCUUCGGUCCUGGCCCCACGCUGAUGAUGUUAACUUGAACGAGUCGCAGCUUGAGUCAUUGAAAGGUGCCCUUACAAAAGAGUUUUCAGUCAUACAAGGCCCUCCUGGGACAGGUAAAACGUACGUUGGUUUGAAGAUUGUCAGGGCCCUUCUCGACAACAGGCAUGUCUGGGACGCAGAGAAAAAGUCUGCCAUGCUGAUGGUGUGUUAUACAAACCACGCCUUGGAUCAGUUUUUGGAAGGGGUGUUGACAUUCCAGCAAACAGGAAUUAUACGUGUUGGUGGAAGGAGUUCUUCAGAAAGUCUGCAAAGGUACAACUUACAAGAGUACACAACGUCCUCAGAUAUUAAACGUCGCCUCAAAGUAGAAAUGACCAAGUGUCAAGACGCCAUCGAGCGAGCUACUUAUCGGCUAACGAACAGCAAGCAGAAAAUUUUAACUCUCAAAGAUCUGCAGCACUUUGUUGGCCGGAGUCACUUUGAACAGCUUAAAGCGGAAGAGAACACUUUUAACUUGCAAGGAAGAUCUGUAAUUCAAAGCUGGCUUGGUUUGAAGAAUUCCGGCCCGGCGAGCUCUUCGCAGGAGAGUCCACCUGCCGAAUCUGUGACAGGUGAAAAUGAUUUUGCCAUUGAGGAUGCAAAUGAAGACACUGAAGAAAACAUUGAAGUAGACAAAGAUGCUGACAUUGUUCAAAACCAACGUCUGCUGGGUGAAAAUCAGUUCCAGAUCGUAGGAGGACAGAAGAAUGCUAAUCACGGCAAAAUGCAACUUUCCGGACUCUCAAAAGAUCAUUUGAAGGUUCUUCGAGGUGAAUCCAAGCUUCAACCUCUUGCCCCAGCCCAGGUUGCCAAUGUUCAACACGUUGGGAGACUUUCCAUUGAGGACCGUUGGAGGCUCUAUUUGUUUUGGCUUCGAAUUUUCCAGCUCAACUGCCGAGAGGAAAUUUUUAAAAAGAGUCAAGAAUAUGAAGGCAUCUGCAAACGCUUCACAGAGGUAAAGGACCACGAAGAGCUCCAAGCACUGAGAGAAGCUGUGGUAAUUGGCAUGACCACAACUGGUGCUGCAAAGUACCGCGCCAUCUUAGAAGAAAUAAAACCGACAAUCGUUGUUGUUGAGGAAGCAGCUGAAGUCUUGGAAGCUCACAUUAUAACUUCCUUAACAAAAGGAACACAGCAUUUGAUUCUCAUUGGUGAUCACAAGCAACUGAGGCCAAACCCGACCGUGUACGCUCUAGCAAGGGAGUACAACCUUGACGUGUCGUUGUUUGAAAGAAUGGUGAACAGCGGAAUGCAGUGUUACCAGCUAAACACUCAGCAUCGUAUGAGACCUGAGAUUUCGAGACUGAUGCAAUUUAUCUACGAAGACCUUCAAGAUCAUGAGUCUGUGCAUGAAUAUGAAGAUGUCAGAGGUGUGUCCAAGAACAUUUACUUUAUCGAUCACCGAUUUCCUGAAGAUGAAAGUGAAAUAAAUGACAAACUCAAGAGCCAUUCAAACAAGCAUGAAGCAGAAUACAUUGCAGCCCUGUGCGAGUACUUGAUUUUGCAAGGGUACGAGCCCCAAAAGAUAACUGUGUUGACAAUGUACACUGGUCAGCUUUUGACCCUGAAGAAGACGAUGCCCAAAACUAAAUUUGAAGGUGUCAGAGUCACAGCUGUGGACAACUUCCAAGGUGAAGAGAACGACAUUAUUUUGCUCUCCUUGGUUAGAUCCAAUAGCAAGAAGAAGAUUGGCUUUUUGGCUGUUAGAAAUCGAGUCUGUGUUGCUUUGUCUCGAGCUCGUAAAGGUCUCUAUUGUAUUGGCAACUUCGCCUUGUUAGCUGAGAAAAGUGAACUGUGGAGACGUGUCGUCAAAGAGAUGAAAGAACAAGAUGCCAUAGGAAAGUCGUUGGAGUUGGUUUGCAGUAACCACCCAGAGCGAGUAAUCCAUGCAAAGGAUGUAGACGACUUCAAGAAAGCGCCAGAAGGAGGAUGUAUCCUGCCAUGCACGUUUCGCCUUCCUUGUGGUCAUGGUUGUGAAAGAGUGUGUCAUCCUGAUGACAGUGAGCAUUCGUUGUACAAAUGCCAAAAAGACUGUCCAAUGGAACUGUGCUCUGAGCACCAAACCAGAUGCAACAGAAAGUGCCACUUUGGCGAAGAUUGCCCUGGCUGCCCAGUAGAAGUAGAAAAGGAGAUCCCAAAAUGUGGUCACAAGCAGAUUGUACCGUGUGGAACGCCUGUGGAGACAUUCAAGUGCCAGAAGAAGUGUCUGGAAUUCCUGCCAUGUGGUCACCUCUGUCCCGGAAAGUGCUGGGAAGAAUGCACUUCUUUCCAAUGUCCGAGAAAUAUCAAGAGGGAAUUUGAUUGUGGUCAUCAAAUUGAAAAGCCUUGCUGGGAGCUGUCAGAAAGUUAUCACUGUGAAGAGCCUUGUCGUGCAAUUUUGGAAUGUCAACACCAGUGCGUUGGAAACUGCGGUAAAUGCAGGCAGGGAAGAAUGCACGUUCCUUGCGAAGCCGACUGCGAAAGAAUACGAGUUUGCCUACACCUUUGUGAAGAGCCUUGCACGAAAAACUGUCCACCUUGUCCGGAGAAAUGUGAGAACCGAUGCAUUCACAGCAAAUGUCCCAAACAGUGUAUGGAACCUUGUACGCCUUGCAGGGAGAGGUGUUCGUGGAUUUGCCCACACUUCAAGUGCACGAAGCUUUGUGGUGAGAAGUGCAACCGUCCUCGAUGUAACGAGCCGUGCAAGAAGAGACUGUUAAGAGGCUCGAGCCUGUGUAAUUUCAACCACCCAUGUAUCGGUCUUUGCGGGGAACCAUGCCCCAGGUUGUGCGGAAUUUGCCAUAAAGACCAGGUUACCGAGGUUUUCUUUGGAACGGAAGAGGACGAAGACGCGAGGUUUAUCGAACUGUUGGACUGUGGACACGUGUUUGAGGUUACAGCGUUGGAUUACUGGAUGGACAAAGACGGCGAAACUGAUGAUAUCAAGUUGAAGGAAUGUCCGAAGUGCAAGACCCCCAUUCGGAUCAGCUACCGAUAUGCUGACAUUGUCAAAGAAAAGUUGGCAGAUGUCGAAAUGGUCAAAGAAAGACUGAACGAAGAGGAAGAACAAUAUCAAGAAUUGACAGCAAAAUUGAAAAAGAAAACUCGCUCUCUUCUGCGAGAGUAUCCUGAUGUUCAGUCAAGGAAGGCGUCGCCUGAGACCUUUUCCGAAAGUGACGCCGAGGAAGAAGAAGGCGAAGAGCUAACACACACGGCACUAGGCACUUCGAGCUACGAUAUCUUAUGGAGCUGGUUGCAGCAGAGGAAAACCAUGGCCGAGCUCAACACGAUAAAAAACCAGAUUAAGUUACUGACGCAAAUAUACAAGAUAAGAGAAAAAAUCAAGAAAGACCUGCUAAGAAAUACUUGCUAUGGAGUACUUAUACCACCCAGUGAAAAUCAAACUGCCCUUGAUCAGAUGUUCCUUCAAGCAGCAACAGAAGUUGACGAAAAGCUUAAUCAUCUAGAAGAAAGCCUGAUGAAGUUUCAAAUCUCUUCCCAGAGUCUGACUGACAUUAGGGAUGAAGUCGUCUGUGUGGGUCUAUUUCUGAAGAUUCGCGUUGUUCAGUGUCAGAUCAAGAAGCGCUCCAUUGAUGUCCGAUUCGAUGACGAAGAAUGGUUAGGAAGACAGCGGAAGCAGCUGGACGCAGGCAAAAAACUCACCAAGCAAGAUGCUGAUGACAUAGAGGCCACCAUCAACGAAAUCCGAAGAAAGUGUGGAUUGGAAAGUUUGACUCCCGAAGAGCGUGUUAUGAUUGUCAAGGCUAUGAAAUUCGCUAAAGGUCACUGGUACAAGUGUCCAAACGGACAUAUCUACGCCAUAGGCGAAUGUGGUGGAGCAAAUCAACAAAGAUCGUGCCCAGACUGCGGCGCGACAAUUGGUGGGGUGGAUCACCGAUUGGCUGAAGGAAAUCAGGUUGCCACAGAAAUGGACGGGGCAAAGCAUGGUGCGUGGUCUAACCAAACCAAUUUGCAGAACUACGAUCCUCACGAGCUGCGACGGCUGCAGUUUGAAUGAGAACAAGUUAGGAUUAUCCACCAGGACUCCUGUGUUUUUUUUUUUUUAGACCAAGCGCUAUUGCAGACAGUAUUGCAGAAAGAACAGUUUUUAUGGCCAAACCAAUGAAGCAACCAUUAGAAACUCGACUGAAAUAUGACUGUCGCGGUAUGAAU